This is a messenger RNA of Fukomys damarensis (Damara mole-rat), 2615 nucleotides long. It is a transcript of the gene Tcaim, whose product is annotated as T cell activation inhibitor, mitochondrial. Lineage: Eukaryota; Metazoa; Chordata; Mammalia; Rodentia; Bathyergidae. The record is from RefSeq and is a predicted model, not a curated record. The coding region runs from base 365 to 1834 and encodes 489 amino acids. Gene Ontology annotation, cellular component: mitochondrion. The transcript has 12 exons.
UGCCUGGCUCCGGGCAGGAACAUCAGUGGAAGGGCCUGGCAGGGCAGAGCUGCUUAGUUUGCGGUGGCUGCAAAGCGGAGCAGGUGAGCAGUGCCCGAGAAGAGGAGGCAAGGCAGCAGGGGUCGUGCCCAAGGUCGGUGUCCCUGAGCCACCCAGACAUGCAGAGGCACCUUCCACCCGCCCGCAGCUUCCGGGCCCGCCGAGUUCCUGUCACAGAUGCUGAUGGAACCCACUGACUGCACACCAAGUGGGCAGAGAGGCACAGGCAUCUCGGCAGCACCUGCUCACCCGUGAACGUGGGAUCUCUCCCGACCCCAUAGCAAUCAGUGAGUGCCUGGAAGCUGACAUACACACUGAUUCCGAAAUGUUUUGCCACCUGAGACCUUUGAGGAGGUUCUGUCUGGAGCAGAUCCGCCCACAUGGCCUCCACUACUCACGAGCUCUGUCGGGAGCGGAGGCCGUCCACGCCCUGAGGCCUUUCUACUUUGCCGUCCACCCAGACUUCUUCGGACAGCACCCCAGAGAGAGGGAAGUCAAUGAAAAUUCUCUUAAGAGACUAAGUGUCUACUUAGAGAACCUCCAGAAACCAGGCUUCAGGUCUUUGAAACCAACUCAGCUCACGUUUUAUGUGCGAGAAACAGCCCAGCCUUCCUCGGAUGCCCAGGAGCCCAGUGGCUCUUCCGGGUUUCGAGCAGUCAGAUUUACUUUGCACACCCGAGACCUGCUAAGCACAGUAUUGUAUAUUCUCAACUCCUGCAGUUUAUCUGUGGAACACAUCCAAAGCUUGGACACUAAUGUGCAUUCCCAGCCUCUCAGAGAAGCCAAACGCACGCCUGAUAGGCCCAUCAAAUGGGACAAAUCCUACUAUUCCUUCACUGGAUUCAAGGACCCCGACGAAGACCUGGUGCAAGUCUCGAGAAAGGAAACCACCCUGACAUCCUGGUUACAUAUCAAUGGGAAAAUUGCAGUUAAAAAGCUGAAGAAUAGUUUACCACUUAGAAAAGAACUAGAGCGUUUAAAAGAGGAACUGUGUAACCUUCUGCAGCUCUCAGAUAUCAGGUGGCAGAGAAGCUGGGGCAUCGCGCACCGCUGCAGCCAGCUGCACAGUUUGGGCCGCCUUGCACAGCAGAGCCUGGAGACCCUGCAGAGAGCCAAAGGCUGCACGCUCAUCUUUACCGACCGCUCGGGCGUGAGCGCAGUGGGCCACGUGAUGCUGGGCACCAUGGACGUCCACCACGACUGGACCAAGCUUUUUGAAAGGUUGCCAAGUUAUUUUGACCUCCAGAGGAAGCUGAUGCUUUUAGAAGACCAAAUAAGCGGACUUUUAGGGGGAAUCCGAGUGGUUUACAUCGAGGAGCUGCAGCCAGUGCUGACCCUUGAAGAGUACUUCUCUGUCCUUGAUGCGUUCCACCGCAGGCUGCUGCACAGCAGAGCGUCUUUCCACCCUCAGAGUCUUCGGGGCUUACAAAUGACCCUCAACAGUGACAGGUAUGCGCCAAGCCUGCAUGAACUGGGGCAUUUUAACAUCCCGACGCUCUGUGACCCAGCGAAUCUGCAGUGGUUUUUCCUCACCAAAGCCCAGCAGGCCAGAGAAAACUUGAAGAGAAAGGAGCAGUUGAAGGUUGCGGAAGAGGAGCUGAUCCACACCUCCACCGAGCAGCUCGCCCUGGAGAAGCUGUACAAGGAGCCCAGCAUCUCCACCCGGCAGAUGGUGGCCUGCUGUGACCGGCUCACCCUGCACCCGCGGCCGGCCCUGCGCGGCAUGCACCUUACAAUAGCUGUGGAGGCCAGCAGACAGAAGGCCCAGGCUCUGUCCCCAGCACCAGAAGAAUAAAUGAAGAUCUUCUACCUGCUGGUAACAUGAGCCCAACAGUCAGGAGCAGCUUUGCACCCCAGUUCCUGGGUUAGACCCUCCACGGGGCCCUCAUGGGGGGCGGGGUUCUGGGGGUGGCGACAGGUGUGAAGGCUUAGAAGGCACAGGGUUUCUGUCACCCAGGACACCCCUGCGCUGUCCCCCCAGGGUUCCCUCUCUUUGGCUGUGGUCCUUGGGGCCCCUCUGUCACCUCGUGGUGUCCCCGGCAGGCAAGACCUGGCCCGCCAUCCUCCAACUGUCCACAGGGUCCCCCUCGGCUCAGACCCCUGUGACCCUCCUCACAGGGACCAGCACGUGUGGCCAGGACACUGUGUUUGUGGCUCUCACUGUGGAACAAAGCAGGAAGCAGUAGAACAUAAAGAUGUUGAAAUUAGUUCGUAAAGUUUGCUCUGAAUUUACAUAAAACAUUUGAGCCAUUUGAGCGCGUGUGUGUUCAAAAGCAGUAUCGAUUUGACCUUACUGUAGCUUGUUCACAUUCCUCCCUUUAACUGCCAAAAAAUUAUAGUAAGUUGGCUUUUUCGUGUGACAGAUGUUGCCACGAAAGAUUUUCCAGAGCCAGGUGAUGGCAACGAGGAUCAUACAAGAAGAUGGAUUAGAAAAUUAGAUGUGGAUUUACCAUUGCUAAAAUCAGCUAAUAUAGAAGCUUCAGUACUAUGUUUGGAAGUUGAUUUUUGUCUCAGAACCAUCACGUAAUAAAUUCUGCCUCUGUCAGGCCUGUAAGUGUUUUCCUGGUGUCCUGUUG